AUGGGCUGCAGCAUGGCCUGCGGUCAAGGCCGAUACCCUCCAGGCCUGACCACUGCGCAGCCAAUACACAGCCACGACAUGGGCGCCAAGUUUCAGUUGAAACCCACAAGUAGAGGCAACAGGUCUCUCAGGAACGGACGGACGGGUUCAGGCCGUGAAGCUGAUGUCGGGAUCCCUCCACCUGUCACCGCGUCUGGUAACGCAACUACGCCCCAGCAGCCAGAGACGUCAACACCACCGAUGUUCAUAUUUGGCAAUGGUCCCGCAACAACAGAAACGACACCGUCGCAAAACGACAGAGGAUUCGAAUAUACUUUUAGACCUGCCAUCAGCAACACUUCCGAUUCGCCCUUCGACUCUGCGACUGCAUCGCGUCGUGACACCCCAACAUCCAGCCGAAGCAAUGCCAGUCUGUCCUUUCACCUCCCGAGACCCGACUCCCCGCAGGCACAAGGCCAAUCGACGGCGUCUCCCAUAGUCACAUUUGUUACAGCACCGACAAGCCCGACUGCGUCCACAGUUACAACGACAACGCCGACUGGAAACGUUGCUGCAUCCGGGAUAAACAGGACCGCUCCCAUCAUCGUGCCCAUCGCCGAGCCCUUGCUGGCUACACACGCCACCGGUUUUGAACUCGAUGGUGUACCAACAACCCGUGUUCCUGGCCUGACACGGUCAGACGUGCCGGAACUAGCAGCUUCCCCAGCACCUCCAGCGGAUACUCAACCCCCUCGGCCAUACAAUCCACGCGAAGAGGAAGCCCCAGCCCAGCCCUUUUUCUCCCCCACAGUGCAAAAUGCAAUCGAGGAUGGAAACCGGCUGGCCCAGGACAUUUCUUCGGAAAUCGCCAGACUCUUCUCCGGUUCUACUAUGGAUGACAACGUAAAGCAUCUCCUCGACGAUGCAAAUCGUCUUAAGACGUUUCAAGGGCGGAGUGAACGCAUUAUAGCUGUAUUGGGAAAUACUGGAGACGGGAAAAGCAGUCUGAUCAAUUCUCUCCUGCAUGUUCCGGGUCUUGCUCCCGAGAGCGACAGUGGUCGUGCCUGUACGUCAAUUGUCACAGAGUAUCACCGCAAAAAGCCGAAUCAGGAAGCGCCGUUUUUGAUCGAAGUCGAAUACUUGAAUUCUGCCGGCAUAAAGGAGCACUUACAAGAGCUGCUUUGGAACUACCGCCGCAUCUAUCGUCCGGAUAUUAACCCAGAGGCAUUGGGUGAUGACGAAUACAAGCGUCUCGAGGCUACAUCCAACACGGCGUGGUCGACUCUGCAGACAGCAUUCCGCCAUGAACGUGACUUUAGUUCCUCGUUUGCCCUGAACAUGGAGGACGGUUCCGACGAACGCAUCCUAGAACAGCUUAUCACAUGGGCGGGCCGCAUUGAAUGGCCACGCGGAAGUGACGAGGGCUUCUGGACAACUACGGCCCUGUCCGUGGAUGAGUGUAGUGUUGCUACGCGGCCAUUUAUGGAGGAUAAGUUCUGGCCGUUUACCAAUCUAAUCAGGAUAUUUCUCAGUGCACAUGUGCUCGACUCCGGUAUCAUCCUAGCCGACCUCCCCGGCCUCCAGGACGUCAACCUGGCUCGAGUCCGUGCGGCACACGAAUACGUUAAGCAAUGUGAUAGCAUUCUUGUCGUAGGCCGCAUUGCACGGGCAAUCUCUGAUCAGUCUUUGCGGUCAUCUCUCUACACAUCCCUUGCAAGUCACGCCCCAAACGAGUGGCAGGAACAAGGCGCCGCUCGCCUAAACAUCGCCGUUGCACUUUCACAUGCGGAGGACAUUAAUGUUCGAUCUGCACGGCGUGAGAUCCAAGACCCAGAAAUAAAGGCCAAACUGGAUCGCCUCGACAUCGAGAUAAACAAUGCACAAGCCGCAGGUUCCCUUCGAACGGAACAAAAUAGGAAACUCAUGCGCAAGCGACUAUUAGUCGAAGAGAGAAACAAGAACGUUACAAAAGGCUUACAGGAUGCUUAUGCCUCCAAGAUGAGCAACCAAAACAGUCAGCUGCCCGUUUUCUGUGUUUCCAACAAGUGGUACGAAAAAUCUACGGCCACUGGAAACACAGAGCUCGUGCGAGAAAGUCAGAUUCCCGCUCUCCGACGACACUGCCAAGCCAUCGCAGCGGAUGCCCUGCUGGGAGAAGCAAGGCACUACUUACGAACAAGUCUUCCCUCCCUCGUCACCUCGCUCGACCUCUGGGUUACAAAUUCCAUUGCCGCACAGGCUCUGCGGCGAGACGGCCGACACGACCGAUCUGAUCCCUCCAUAGAUCGCGUCCGUCAAGUGCUCCGUGGGAUAGACGACGAUAAUUUGCUAGGCCCGGAAAGUGACUGGGUCGACAACGUCGAAAGUUGUUUCAACGAGUUAAUAAUGGUAUUUUUCGCCAAUAGGGGUGACAUAUGGAAGGAUCAAGCUGUCACCGAAAGCAACAAGUGGACUGCAAAGUCAGGUCCUGUGAGUUCGAACCCGCACCCGUCGCCGCCCACCUUGAAACAAGUACACAAGGCUAAUGACUCUACUUCUUUGAUGCAGAACUACUGGCAUCAAACCCAAUACAAUUCAUGGUGUCUUCAUGACGGCGAUUGGAGCACACCAAAGAAGCCACAUGUCAACUGGAAUGCCGAGUUGAUCUGGAGGAUGCGGAUCGACCUUGACUUCCAGUGGGACAUUUUCGAAGAGCAAACGCAGGACGAGUUCAACGCCGUACACGAGAACCUUGGUGCAAGCCUCCUUGAGCUGAAAGAUGUUAUUGGGUCUGCAACUAGCGUCCCAGGGCGUGAAGAACUGGUGCGCUUGAUCAAUUUCGGCUUGCAGGAGUUCAAGCACACCCUGGAUCAAAUCGAGCGACGCUUCCUCGUGGAGCUGAGAGCGAAGCGCAGCAAAGCCAGUGAAGCCACAUGCGCGUCGUAUAUUGUCGAACACAUGCUUCCAGCAUACCGCGACGCGUCACUAGUGGUUGGGACCGGACGGCGCAGCAAGCAGGAGGAUAUUAUCGGCUCAAAGAAUCUUCUCCGCGACACGAAAGGGAAGAUGGAGCGCGCCAUAGAAUCGAUGGCUGAAAACAUUCUGCGGAAUGUUAAAAUGACAUUUGGGGUCGAUGAGACGCCCAACACGUCUGUACCACCAGCUGCCCUGCAGAAUGCCGGAUACAACGAGCACCUGCAGCACUUUUCGAGUAUGGUCUCUGUCUGGAGAGAACAGCACUCGCUUUUGUUUGCGCGCGAAGAUGGGGCGUUGGACUCUCUGUUGUGA
Sporothrix schenckii 1099-18 is the source of this 3246-nucleotide messenger RNA. RefSeq lists its product as uncharacterized. The record is from RefSeq and is a predicted model, not a curated record. The coding region runs from base 1 to 3246 and encodes 1081 amino acids. Lineage: Eukaryota; Fungi; Ascomycota; Sordariomycetes; Ophiostomatales; Ophiostomataceae. The transcript has 11 exons.